Messenger RNA from Cucumis melo (muskmelon), 1208 nucleotides. Its product is annotated as tropinone reductase homolog. Bases 212 to 991 code for a protein of 259 amino acids. The record is from RefSeq and is a predicted model, not a curated record. Lineage: Eukaryota; Viridiplantae; Streptophyta; Magnoliopsida; Cucurbitales; Cucurbitaceae. The transcript is spliced from 4 exons. Gene Ontology annotation, molecular function: oxidoreductase activity.
AAUUAUUUGGAGAAAGUGUGAAGAGAAACAAACAAAAUACCAAUUUCUUUUUUUUAAAGAAGAAAAAUGGAAGAGACAUUGGAGAGAGGGAAGAAAUAAAUUGUGGGGAUCUCUCGUGUUUGGGUACUGAGGAACAGAGAGUUGAAACCCAAAAUUAAAAAGGAAUUUCCCUUAUCUCUUCCAUUUCUUUCUGCAAUUCAAUUCAUCGCCCAUGAGUUCCCCACUUCAAAGAUGGUCUCUCGACGGCUUCACUGCUCUUGUCACCGGCGGAACUCGAGGCAUUGGAUACGCCAUAGUUGAAGAACUUGCUUCACUUGGUGCAUCCGUACACACCUGUUCCCGUAACCAAACGGAGAUUGACCAAAGGCUUCAGGAAUGGCAACAAAAAGGCUUCAAAGUUACUGCCUCUGUUUGUGAUCUCACUUCAUCUUCUCAGCGUCAGCAACUCAUUGACACUGUUUCUUCCAUCUUCAAUGGAACCCUUAACAUCCUUGUCAACAACGCAGGGACUGUAACAUUGAAAGGAGCAACAGAGUACACAACUGAGGAUUACAAUUACAUGAUGAGCACAAAUUUUGAAGCCCCUUAUCAUCUUUCCCAAAUUUCUCAUCCAAUUUUGAAGGCUUCUGGCUAUGGAAGUAUCGUGUUUGUGUCGUCCAUUGCAGGAGUUACUGCUUUACCAAAAAUUUCAAUCUAUGCAGCAACUAAAGGGGCAAUUAACCAAAUAACGAAGAACUUGGCGUGUGAAUGGGCAAAGGAUAAUAUUCGUGUCAACACGGUGGCACCGUGGGGGGUUAGGACAACAAUAUCUAAACCGGAUGCGGCGGUUGUGGAGGAAUAUGGGCGGUUGAUUGGGCGGACGCCGGCGGGGCGAAUUGGUGAGCCGGAGGAGAUAUCGUCGGUGGUGGCAUUUUUGUGUCUUCCGGCGGCUUCCUAUGUCAGUGGGCAGAUCAUUUGUGUGGAUGGUGGCUUCACUGCCGGUGGGUGGUAACUGGUAAGGCAAAUCAAGUGAUAAAAUUGCAUUUUAAUCCUAUAUGUUUAGAUAUAUAAUCUUCGGUUAGAAAGUUGUAAUUCAACUUACUGAAUAUAUAUAUAUAUAUAUAUAUGUAAUUCACCUAUUCUAUAUGUUAUGUCACUUUGUUGUGAAAGAGACAAAAGUAAACAAAACUUGGAAAUUGUGCAUGUGCAGACUCCGAUGUGUUAUUGAA